AUGGCCGUUGUGCUCACUUCCGAAGCGACCCGCUACUUCUCGUCUUCGAGCUCCCUCCACCGAUCGCACUCCCAGCCCAAGUUUGUCACGCAGCCGUCGUCGUAUCCCACCACUCUCUCGAGGUCGCGGAGCACGAUCGGAUUUGGCAAGAUCUCGUCUCCCUCCGAUUCCACCUUCUCCUCCAGCGAAUCCUCCCCGCGCACCCCACACGCCGACUCCACGGCUCCUUCCUUCUCCUCCACCCCCGCCAGCAGCUUGUCGCUCGAUACCCCCGGUGAGGACAAAGAUCAGGAAGACCAGAUCGUCUUUCCCUCGUACGACGAAGUAGGCUAUUUCGAGCAAGUCGAAGAUCUGGAACCUCCCACGAGCCCCCAGACCGGUGGUUCGUACACCGUCUCACCCAACAGCACCCCCACCACUGUCUCGCGGCCGGAGUCCCCCGAUCACAUCGAGCAUGCGGAGGAUGACACGGCCGUGCGGAAGCAGCCGUCCAGGCAUGUAGACUAUCUGUCGCAUAAUUGGAGGGAGGAGGAUAUCUGGUCGUCGUGGAAGCUUAUCGUGUCCAAGCGGAAAGCAUACAACAAUAGUGCGCGGUUGGAGAACGCCUCGUGGCGAACAUGGGCCAAGUCGAAGAAUAGGUUGAAGACCGUGUCUCCGGAGACCCUGAAUUGGCUCAAGGACUGCGAUGUGACCUGGCUCUACGGACCUCUCCAGACGGGUUCGGACAAGUCAUUACGGAUCCCUCCGGCUUCUCCAGUCAACGGGAGUCGGAUCUCCAAGUCAAACUCGUUCUUGAAUAAGAAGCCCAUCUUGAAGAAGCGCAGCGUAUCGGAGAUAAUGCUUCAAAGAUCAUUAUCCUCCUCCUCACUCUUGAAGCAGGCGGCUGCAGCUGUACAGGCACAGCAAUCAGAUGGGUAUGAGUAUCAUCCAGAUCUUGUGCGAACGGGCUUUAUCCCUACCUCCUACUCCUCGCGACCGUUGAGUCGGGAGCACCCUAGCCUUCUCUCUUCAAUAUCUUCGUCAGGCCUCCAAUCGCCUGGGACGGAGAGGAAGCGGAUUCACUUUAACGAGCAGGUUGAGCAGUGUAUAGCACUGGACAUGAAGGGGGACGAUGACGAAGAGCCCGAGUCACUGGGGAUGGACAACGAUGACGAUAGCGAUUCUGACGAUGGCGGCAUCAUGAUGAAGAGGUCCAACUCGAGUCGAAGAUUACCCCCUUUGCAAAGAUCAGCGACACCGCGACCGAACGGCAAUAAUGACAGCAAGACGAUUGCCAUGCUGCCAUCCACGACACUAAAGUACAUGGAGGACGCCGCUGAGCCUCAAGAGACGGCAGUGAAGCAUAGCAAUGAUGGGUUUUGGGGUGCUGUCAAAUUAUCACCCUCCCCUUCUCAGGAGACGCUUAGGCCCUCGAAACCAUCGAUGAGGGUCUUUGGAGAGGAGGAAGAGGAUGAUGCUGAUCUGGAUUGGCAGCCACCGAAUGCCUUCGGACAGCGCAAAAACAGUUCCCAGAACUUGCAUAGUUCGGCCUCAUCAUCAAGCCUCAAUGGAGAGCCCCCGGGCAUGCGGAGGACCCCAUCUGGAAUGCUGAUGCCGUACGAAGAAGACGAGGAUAGCGUGGCGUCAGAAGGACUCUUUGGCAAGGUUAUCGACACUGUGAACACCGCCAGGGAUAUCGCGCACGUUAUAUGGAAUGUGGGAUGGAGGAGGUAG
Molecule: messenger RNA, 1713 nt
Organism: Amorphotheca resinae ATCC 22711
Lineage: Eukaryota; Fungi; Ascomycota; Leotiomycetes; Helotiales; Amorphothecaceae
Exons: 2
Coding region: 1-1713 (570 amino acids)
Biological process (GO): cellular response to glucose starvation; protein catabolic process in the vacuole
Source: RefSeq, a predicted model, not a curated record